CUUCAAUCGCCCUUCCUCCACCCGCCUCUUCUUCUCUGUUUCUCUUUCUCCAGCAUUUGUUCCAUGCCCUUUCCUGCGAAGUUUUCGUGGUUCAAUUGCGCUUGUUGGAGAAUUAUGGUUUUCGAUUUGGUCCCAAGGGGAAAUUCUAGUUUUGUUGUGCUUAAUUUUUCGUAAUCUAGGGGUUUGAAGCUAUAUAUUACUGGUAGUCUUCGAUUAUUUUGUUUGCAUCGGAAUUCCUGACUGUUUCUUUAUUUUGCCACUAAAACGAGGGCAAAUGCUCCAAUUUAUUGGUAGUCUUCUUUAUUUUGCUCCAAUUUAUUGAGCCUUCUCGGUUGGAAGAAGGGUAUAUUUGGAAGCUUCUGAUUUCAGAAAUGCAAUUAGGAUCUGUUGAAUCUUCGGAGAUAUAAGUAUAAGACUUUGAGCAGUCGACGCAGUUGACAGCUGGAAUUAAGACUUCUUGGUGUUCCGUGAAUUGCUUAAUUGCUGAUCUAUGCUGGGAGAUUCUUGGGAAUUGCUGUUGCUGUUUGGGAAUUGCUGGUGCGAUUGGGGGUGGAUCCACUAAAUCAACCACGGCUCUAAGCAAAGAAUAUCGUCUUAUUAUUAGAAGGGGAAGAGAAUGCUUGCAAGGUUUCCCUAAGUUUUUGCUUGCUUCCCCUUCCUUCCAUGGUGGGCGGGGUGCCCUACCAUCUGCUGGUGGGCAUCCUUCAGAUCUGACAUUCCUUGCUGGCGGUGGUUCUGAAGUUUGAUCAAGCUUUAGUUUUGUAGAUUUUCUUAGUUAGUAGUACACUCGAGCAUCGUAAAAGUAUGGUAUCAGUCACUCAGGUUGAAGGGGAAUGCCGAUUUCUGAAGCAGAAUGCUGGUUCGGAACAGUCCAAAUGUAACAAAAUGCCUUUCACAGGUACCACCACACAUGUUUACCAGCUUGGUAAUCCUGCUGAAGGGAAUGGUGGCCAUGUGGGCUUCUCAUACACUGCUGAAGAUGGACAAAGUUUACUGGAUGCCCUUCUUCUUUCUCAGGUACAUCACCUUGAUGAAUAUUCUGUAUAUUUCAGGACUAAUCUUUUGAAUCUAUCAAUUGUUACCUUUCAGUGGGAAGAUCAUGCAUGGAAGGGUCAGCUCAAGUAUGAUGUUACUGCUUGUGAAAUGAAGGUUGUUGGCGGUGGAAAGAAUUUCAUCGUUCAGUUGAAUGAGAAUUGGAAUCCAAAUUUUCUGACAGAAUUUGAGAACAACGUCCUCCAACCUUUGGAGUCUAUCAAGUCGAGUUAUAUGAAAACUCACGAGCAGGAUAUACUUUUUUGCAUCACACAGGGAGAAAGGGAGAGCUCUGAGAUUAUUUUUUCGACCAUGGUACCAAAAGAUGAAAUACUGGUUGUUGUUAAUGCAAAUCCUGUUGAGUAUGGUCAUGUUUUCUUGAUACCAUACAAGAUCCAUCGAUUGCCUCAGUCUCUGGACAAGAAGAUGUUUGGAUUGAUCACACAGAUUGCUGUUGAAGUAAAUAACUGCUCUUUCCGUAUUUUCUUCGACCACAGUGCUUCUCCUUGUUCAAAUCAAAUAUAUUUUCAGGCUAGUUACUUUGCGAACCCUUUACCUGUGGAGGUUCUUCCGACUGUCCCUGUAUACGGUGAUGUGCUAACAACAGGGAUAUGUAUCUGUGAAGUUGCAGAUUAUCCUCUUAAGACCUUAGUUUUCACGAGCAAGAACUUGAAAGCGCUAGCUGAUAUAGUAGCAGAAAUCUGUUCCACCUUGCAUAACCAUAAUGCUGCAUUUAAUCUGCUGAUAUCCGAUUGUGGCACAAAAAUGUUCUUGUUUCCUCAGGUCCAUAAAGCGCUCAUGGGUUGCCACCUUUCUGCUUGGGAAUGUGGGGGCUAUUUUGUUUACGACACCAAAUCUGAUUUUGAUUGUGUGUCUGAGGUGGAAAUAAUAAAGAGUAUGGCUUCCAUUUCGCUUGACAACAGCAGCUUCCAAGCUCUGAAGCAGCUUUGCUGCAAUAUUGCAAAUAGACUCACUUUUGGAGAUGAAUAGCCUUACUGUUUGGAGCAGUCAGUAUUUACCUAAGAUGGUUUGAUGUUGUUUGUUUAGUAUCAGUACUUGUGCACAGUUUAUUGUUAUUUCUAGGAAUUAUGCAACCUGAAGUCUGUGCAAUUACAAACAAUAUCCAUGUACUAUUGCCUUUGAAUUGCAUUCUGUCGAGAUGCUAUGAUUGAAAAUUUUAUGUUUACGUUACCUGUGAGAUGCUAUGGCAUCCCUCUUUCCUUGCA
Molecule: messenger RNA, 2258 nt
Organism: Elaeis guineensis (African oil palm)
Lineage: Eukaryota; Viridiplantae; Streptophyta; Magnoliopsida; Arecales; Arecaceae
Source: RefSeq, a predicted model, not a curated record